AGUCCCUUCCCUGCAAAGUGUGCUGCUGAUCUCUCCACACACCCAUACACACAGUGAGAGAGAGAGAGAGAGAGGCAAGGAAUAAAGUAAAAGGGAACAAAACUUGAGAAGAAUAUAAUAUGAGGACAAUGCAAUUCUUUUGUCAUCUCAACUGUUUCUAUGUGAUCUUCCUCAAUAUUUCUCGAUAGAGCAAGCCCCCCCAUCAAAUUCUGAGCUUCUGGGAUUCAAAUUUUCAGCGUUUUGAUUUGGCUCAUGGGAUUUUCUUGAAAAAGGGACUUGGGAGUUAAGCUUGAAGGGUAGACUAUUGUAUUGGGGAAAUGUCCAUGAAGAACAGAGGUGGAGAGCAGGUUUCAAGAACUGUUAUAUCUCAGAAAUGGACUGUUUUCCUUUGUAUUGCUAGUUUCUCUGCGGGAAUGCUCUUCACCAGUAGAGUAUGGACCACUCCUGAAGCAAAAGGAGUCACAAGAACAACUGCAGUCGAAGCAGAGAGAUUGAAACUAGUGACAGAAGGUUGUGAUCCAAAAUUUGACGGUGUAAAAAGGGUACCGAAGGAAAUCUUCCGGGAAGUUUCUAAGACUCAACAUGCUAUACAGACAUUGGACAAGACCAUUUCUAACCUGGAGAUGGAGUUAGCUGCUGCAAAGGCAGCACAGGAGUCAAUUCUGAGUGGCUCUCCCACGUCAGAAACUGCUGAAAACAAGGAUUCUACAGAGACAAAAAAGUAUUUCAUGGUUAUUGGAAUAAAUACUGCAUUUAGCAGCCGGAAAAGAAGAGAUUCAGUUCGUGCAACAUGGAUGCCACAAGGAGACGAACGAAGAAAGCUUGAAUCAGAGAAAGGGAUCAUCAUCCGCUUUGUCAUUGGUCAUAGUGCAACCUUAGGGGGUAUACUAGAUAGAGCCAUUGAAGCUGAAGACCAAAAGCACGGGGACAUCUUAAGGCUGGACCAUGUUGAGGGCUAUCUUGAGUUGUCUGCCAAGACAAAGACUUAUUUUGCUACUGCUGUGUCUUUGUGGGAUGCGGAGUACUAUGUCAAAGUAGACGACGAUGUUCAUGUCAAUAUAGCAACACUUGGAGAAACAUUAGCUAGACACCGGAAAAAGCCGAGGGUGUACAUAGGAUGUAUGAAAUCUGGUCCUGUCCUUGCUCAGAGGGGAGUGCGAUACCAUGAGCCUGAACACUGGAAAUUUGGGGAGCCCGGAAACAAGUAUUUCCGCCAUGCAACGGGACAAUUAUAUGCCAUUUCAAAAGAUUUGGCGUCUUAUAUUUCAGUAAACCAGCAUGUCCUGCACAAGUAUGCCAAUGAGGAUGUGUCUCUUGGAUCUUGGUUUAUCGGACUUGACGUGCGGCAUAUCGAUGAUCGGAGAUUGUGUUGUGGAACCCCACCAGAUUGUGAAUGGAAGGCACAGGCAGGGAACGUCUGUGUUGCUUCAUUUGAUUGGAGCUGUAGUGGGAUAUGUCGGUCGGUUGAUAGGAUAAAGGAGGUUCAUCGUAGGUGUGGGGAAGGCGAGGACGCCAUUUGGAAGGCCGUUUUCUGAGAGUUAGCAACAAAUUGGUUGGACCCUCGAUUCCUACCUUUACCCAUAUAUGCAAUCACGUUAAUACAUGUUACAUACACAGAGAUAAAGAGAGAGGCGGGGGAGAGAGACAGAGAGAGUGGCUUUGCUUAACUUCUCCAUUUUAGCAGAGAAGGGUUCCUGCAAAUGCAGUCGAGGAAGCAAGCAACGCUCCUGGAUUCGAUCUUUUUUUUUUCAUUCAUCGGAAGCUAAAUUUGUAAGUUCUUAGUUGAGUGAUUAUGAGUUUGAGUUUAGCAUGCCACAAAAAUGUCGAGACAUGAAUCUUUAUGUAUCUAUGCUUUAAUCUUCCUAGUAAAUUUGUAAAGGAAAAAAUUCUACCUUAGAAGUCAGAUAAAUGCCUGUUCUGAUGAUUC
Molecule: messenger RNA, 1927 nt
Organism: Sesamum indicum (sesame)
Lineage: Eukaryota; Viridiplantae; Streptophyta; Magnoliopsida; Lamiales; Pedaliaceae
Product: putative beta-1,3-galactosyltransferase 2
Cellular component (GO): Golgi membrane
Molecular function (GO): galactosyltransferase activity
Source: RefSeq, a predicted model, not a curated record